Vicia faba (fava bean) is the source of this 1770-nucleotide messenger RNA. The record is from the annotation of a GenBank genome assembly. NCBI's taxonomy places the organism in Eukaryota, Viridiplantae, Streptophyta, Magnoliopsida, Fabales, Fabaceae.
AUGGCACCAUUCAUUCAUCCUCAGCUCCAAUCUCUUGUGGCCAAAAUGACUCUCUUUGACACCAUACUCUUCUAUGUGAUACAUUUUGUGGACAAGGUUUUGUUAUGGCAUAGGCUUCCAGUGUUGUUGGGGUUAGCAUAUUUGGGAAUUAGAAGACGUUUACACUAUCGUUACAAUCUGUUACAUGUUGGAGGAGAGAAUGGUGUUAACUAUGAUAAGCAACACUAUUCGUAUCGGACUGCGGCGGGUACUUGUAAUCACCCCGAGGAUCAUUUGGUUGGUAGUCAGGGAACUUGUUUCGGACGGAAUAUGCCUCCAACCGCGUUAAACUAUGGGCUGCUUGAUCCUCAUCCUGCUCUGGUGGCAUCGAAGCUUCUAGCAAGGAAGAGUUUCGUAGAUUCGGGGGAUCAAUUCAAUAUGAUAGCUUGUUCGUGGAUACAGUUCAUGAUUCAUGAUUGGAUUGAUCAUUUGGAGGACACUGAACAGGUGGAACUUAGUGUUCCUGAUGAAGGUUUUGCAAGUGGUUGUCCUUUGAAGACUUUCAAGUUUUUCAAGACUAAGAAAUUCCAAACUGGCUCUUCGCAUACCAAGUUUGGCUUUCAAAACACCAGGACUCCGUGGUGGGAUGGAAGUGUGAUAUAUGGGAACAAUGAGAAGGGAAUGAGUAGAGUGAGAAUAUUUAGAGAGGGAAAGUUGAAGAUAUCAGAAGAUGGACUUCUUGAGCAUGAUGAGAAGGGUAUUCCUGUGUCGGGCGAUGUUCGAAACACAUGGGCGGGUUAUUCCCUUCUACAGGCUUUGUUUAUCAAAGAGCACAAUGCAGUAUGUGACAUGCUAAAAAAACACUAUCCCGAUUUUGAUGAUGAGCAACUCUAUAGGUAUGCAAGAUUGGUGACUUCAGCAGUCAUUGCGAAAAUACAUACAAUUGAUUGGACUGUAGAGCUCUUAAAAACCGAUACUCUUCGAGCGUCGAUGAGGAUCAACUGGUAUGGAUUUUUUGGGAAGAAAAUCAAAGAUUUAUUCGGAAACAUUUUCGGACCCGAACUUAGUGGAUUAGUCGGUCUUAAGGAGCCACGAGAUCAUGGAGUUCCUUAUUCACUAACCGAAGAAUUCACUAGUGUUUAUAGAAUGCACGCGCUUCUACCUGAGGAGAUUGUUCUCCGAAAACUCAAGCCUGCAACAGGCGCGAACAAAUCUCUUCCAAUACAUGAAAAGGUGCCAAUGGCAGAACUUAUAGGAAAGCAAGGGGAAAAAAGAUUGUCAAAAAUAGGAAUGGAGCAAAUGUUACUGUCAAUGGGUCAUCAAUCAUGCGGUGCAGUUGCUUUAUGGAACUUUCCUUCAUGGCUAAGAAACCUCAUUUCACAUGAUAUUGAUGGAGAAGAAAGACCUGAUCCAGUUGACAUGGCUACCAUGGAAGUUUAUAGAGAUAGAGAAAGGGGAGUUCCGAGGUAUAAUGAAUUCAGAAGAAACUUAUUGAUGAUUCCGAUUAAGAAGAAGAUAAAAGGAUUCGCUAUUAGUGAAACCGCUUUCUUUAUCUUUGUGAUAAUGGCUUCAAGGAGGCUAGAAGCUGACCGUUUCUUCACAACGAAUUUCAAUGCGAAAACAUACACAAAUGAAGGGCUUGAAUGGGUGAACAAAACAGAAAAUUUGAAGGAUGUUAUUGAUAGACACUUCCCUAGAAUGACUGAAAAUAUGAUGUCAAGCUCAAGUGCAUUUUCUGUGUGGGAUGCUAAACCAGAUCCUAAGAAAUUGUUACCAAUAUAUUUGAGAUAA